Messenger RNA from Electrophorus electricus (electric eel), 2500 nucleotides. RefSeq names its product SP110 nuclear antigen, tandem duplicate 1 (gene sp100.1). Gene Ontology annotation, molecular function: protein binding; DNA-binding transcription factor activity, RNA polymerase II-specific; DNA binding. Gene Ontology annotation, biological process: regulation of transcription by RNA polymerase II. The record is from RefSeq and is a predicted model, not a curated record. Lineage: Eukaryota; Metazoa; Chordata; Actinopteri; Gymnotiformes; Gymnotidae. Gene Ontology annotation, cellular component: nucleus.
AGGAAGCGAGCGAGGUGUUGCUGUCAUCCUAGGCGGGAGAUUUGUAGAAAUCGUCACGUAACAAUCAACGUUUACCGACUGAUAAUCCAACUGGGAGCCGUAUCGAGACGACUGAAUGUGGGACGACGCCUUUUAGAAUGGAUCCGUUAGACUUUUUUACGAAUGAGGAGUUAAUUCGUUUUUUUCACUACAAAAAGACGGAAAUGUCCUGCAUGGAGCAACCGAACACGUUCCUCAACCAGCUGCGAGACUAUGAUUUGGUCCCAGAAAAACUAUAUAAGAAGGUGAUAAGGAUGAGGUGUAAGGAGAAGAAAAAGGAUGGUGUGUAUGAGAUUUUGGACAGGCUGGAGAAGGAGAGAAGUGACGAGGUGAAGGUGUUUUGGAGAUGUGUAUUCCACGACCACAUCCUGCAGAAGUACCCAGUUCUGAGUGUUCUCAGAAACAGCCUGAUGGACGGGUCUUACAAAUCCUGUGUGAAACGCCCUGAUUCAGAGGAGUUGACUGACUCACCUCAGAGUGAAGAAAACACAGCAAAGAGGCAGAGACAAAGAAGCAAGAGAAAGAAAAGUGUUGAUGAGGCUGAGGAUGAUGAGCAGCCCGGCCCAUCCUCUUCUUCCUCCUCCAGCCAACAGAAAAGCCCCAAGAAGCUCAAAUUCUCUUCUCCAGUUAAGAGAGGAGAGAAGGUGAAUAUUUGGACAUUUGCUCUUUUUAAAACUCAGCUACCUGUUACCUGUGGAGAUAAAGAAGCCACUCUCUAUCGAGACAAGCUGGCUAAAGGGGGCGCAUGCCUUCUUUCACAGGGCCGCUGGUUCACUCCGUCUGACUUUGAGCAGUUUGCAGGAAAGGGCAGCUAUAAGAACUGGAAACUCAGCAUCCGUUGCCAGAACACUCCACUGCAGAACCUGAUUAAGGAAGGCCACCUGAACUGCCCUCGCAUGAAGAGGAAGUAUGUUCAGAAGAGUCAAAAACAGCUCUUCACUCAGAGCUCCUCAGAAAGCUCCAGUCCUACAUCCAGUGAAGAAAUGGAGGAAUCUGUUGGCCAGGAGGAGCUGAGAGGGGAGCAAGACGAGGAGGAGGAACAAGAAGAAGAAGAAGAUGAUGAUGAAGAAGAAGAAGAAGGAGGAGAGACAGAGGAGGGAGAGGCAGUGGAUUUGUCUGAGUUUCAGGCUCCUUCUUUGCCAGUCAGCUGUGGGUCUGUCAGUGGGGUUUUAUUCAAAAGCAGAUUUGCUUCAGGUACGCGGGGUAAAAGCAUCCGUACUGAGGAAUGUUGGUUCACUCCAGAGGAGUUUAUGAAGCAGGAAUUAACUCUGACAGAUGGGUGCUGGAAAAGAGAUAUAAAAUGUCACGGCAAAACACUAAGUGACCUACUUCCGAAGAUUCUGAAGGUGCAUUCACUGCUGUGCAAGUGUGACCUCUGCGGUCCUACAGAGCAGGAGCUGCUGGAUCAAGAUAAUGAUGAUGAGUGCUUCAUCUGUAACUCUGAUGGACAUUUGGUGUGUUGUGACGAGUGCCCCCGAGCUUUUCAUGAUAAAUGCCACAUACCAACUCUACAUGCCAAGGAACUGGGCAACAAGUGGAUGUGCACUUACUGUGUGCUGAAGAACAGUCAGUGUUGGUGGCGACACAGAACCAUGACUGAAGAACAAGCUUUGAAUAGUCCCGUUUCUCAGUACAUUGUGCACUGUGACUAUUUGCUGUUGUGUAUGUAUAAGGAGGACACACAGCGUGUGUUUAGUAAAGACCCCAGCACAAUGGUGCGUAGGUACAGGGAAUUCAUCGCUGAGCCCAUGUGGUUGGACAGAGUGAAGGACAAACUUCACAGUCAAAAAUAUGAAACACUGCGACACUUUGUGUCUGACAUCAGUCUCAUCUUCCAGAACUGUAACACCUUUAACAGGGAUAAUCAUUUGAUAAUAACGAUGGGAUCCACACUAAACCAGAUGUUUGAGCAGGAGUUCAAAACCAUCUUUAAUAUCCAGUAGUGUUUUUCCUCAGUCAGAAGCCUUCAUUUCAUAACAUAAAUAAUGGCAUUUUCCUCUAGGUUUUGUUAUAUGAAACUAUUCUUCCUAAAUUAAUCCUGUUUGGUGUGGUCAUAUUAUCAAAUGCUGCACAGUUUAUGUUCAUUAUCAUAUUUUAUAUGUAUGUGUUGUUGUUUCUUGUAAUUCUUGUAAAUCCAAAGCUUACUUACCCGUUGGGAAAAAAUAAAGUUGAUUCAGUUCAAUUUAACUUGAAAAAGGGACCUUGUCACUAAAGCUUAACAUUUACAUGUUACCAAAGGACUUUGGUUACAAGAAUAUUUUACUCAGAGAUUUGAUAGGCCCUGAUAGGAAUAUUUUGUCUAAAGUUUAUUUAUUUAUUUAUUUAGAAAUCUAAAAGUUGUUUAGUGUCAUGUAUAAGUUUUCUAACCCUUGUGAAAGGUUUGCCUUUAUGUAAAUAUGUUAUACAAACAAUGGUUUAUUGUAAACUUGCUGCAUACAAAUGGAGUUGAUGGGCUAAGAUA